AGUGUCACGCGCGCGUGACCGGAAGCGACAACAACUUUGCGCUACACCACCUCGUCGGCGAUGCUCAGAGCAUCGACGCGCCUCAUGACUCGUACAUCUACGGCACUGAAUCGCACCAGAGCCCUUGCUAAACAUAUGUCCGGAGUCUCCGGCUCGAGCAAGGACAUUGAGCCUCUGGUCCGCUUUGAAACGACACAAGGACUGAGAACAUAUGUACUCAAUCGACCGAGCAAGCUCAAUGCGCUGAACGAGGAGAUGAUCAAUCUGCUGCGUCCAAAAAUUGAGGAAUGGGACGCGGCAGAGCUGUGCAAUGUAAUUGUGGGGACCGGGAAAGGGCGGGGUUUUUGCGCCGGUGGGGAUGUUGAAACCGUUGUCAAAUUUGCUGCGGAGGACGGGACACGGGACAAGGCCGUCGAGUUUUUUAAGCGGGAAUUCGAUCUCGACCUCUUUCUAGCAUCAAUACGCAAACCUUAUGUCGCCAUCCUAGAUGGUCCCACGAUGGGUGGCGGUGUUGGGUUGUCGGCCCCUGCGCCGUUUCGGGUUGCGACCGAGAACACCGUCUUUGCCAUGCCCGAGACCAAAAUUGGAUACUGCCCGGACGUGGGGUCUAGUUACUUCAUGUCCCGACUGGACGGAGAGAUUGGUACCUACCUUGCUUUGACUGGAGCCACGCUCCAGGGCCGAGCGGUCUUUGAGCAUGGCUUUGCAACGCAUUUCAUCCCGGCAAGGCGGCUGCCUCUGCUUCUAGAUCGGUUGUCGAACGUUGAAGAACAAGAUCACACAACCAUUGAUCGCACUUUAGAAGAGCUUUCCUCUGAGCGCGAAGACAGCGAUCCUCCCGCUCCGCUUGUGUCGUCGGUGCGGAUAGCGUUGGACUUCGCAUUCAGGCACGAUCGAGUGGAGCGAAUAUUGGCGGAUCUCGAACAGCUGUCGUCGGAUUCGAUCCCGGCAGUCAGUCACUGGGCCACACAAACUUUACAACAGCUGCGGGAGCGCAGUCCCACCAGUCUCAAGGUCGCACUGCGGGCCAUCCGGCUGGGCAAGACCCAGACCCUGACUGAAGCCUUCAACAUGGAGCUCAAGAUUGCCACCCUACUGCAGCGGGGCCAGUUCGGACUUCGCGACAGGCGUGACGGAACUGUUGGUCAACAAAAGCAAGGAACCACGGCAAUGGACUCCGAACAACCUGGAAGAUGUCACGGACGAAAUCGUGGACCGAUUCUUCUCGCCGCACUCUAAAUAUUUGGCCAAGGCGCCCACCGUCGGACACACUUCCUUUGACAACCGUGGCACGAAUGAGCGGACGCUCAGAUUUGGUCUUCCGACGGAGCUGGAGAUCUCGAGAGUGAUUACGGGUGAAGAUCCGGACAGUGGGGACAUGGGAUAUACGCUCGAUGAUCUCAUCCAAUACUUCCACGAAACCAAAGACGGGAAGAUGGGCGUUGAGAAAAAGAUUCGCGACGUCGUGUCUCGUAAGACAACCCUGGUGGACAACAACGACGGGAACUAUGUCUGGCUGCGUUGGAAUCCGUAGUUGCCUCGACUGACCCUUGGCAAUGAAGCCCAUUUUUCGCUUGUGACCCUUGAGCUCGCUAUUAAAUACCGUCCACAUGGCAAUUGAGAGGGGUUCAGUAUGUAAGUGCUUUCGCCGGCGGAGUUCUUGAGCGAGAGACUUGCCCCGGACUUUCGCUCUGUAGCAAGAGUUCUGUAACUGCUAGAAUGUGCGGAAGAUUUGCAGGAUAGCAAGCAUGCCCGGCGAUAUACGUGCAGGCCUGUGCAGGCUCGCGGUACAGCACCCGGAAUCGUAACAAGAUUCCGCACAGAUUCCGUGCCGUCGGUGACGUGUGCCUCGAUUGAUCCGCCGACACAGCCAUGAGCUGUCUGAUCUCUUCGCAGAGGGUCACGACGGUCACAGCGCAUCUGACAACACCAAGUCGCGAAUUGCUCCCCGGGGGUGUCGUGCGGUGACGACCAGGGGAGAUGCACUGUACGACUAAUUGUUUGCGGCAAACCUACAUCAUUGCUGUUGGUGCCUCGGAACAUCCGGAGAAAUUGCUUUUUCAGAGAGAGAUCUUGUUUCCGCGGCACGCGCGUUUGGAUCUCUAGAUGGUCCAUGGCCAGAUCCGGUAUGUUGCUGCAGUCUGUCCAAACGUGGUCCAUUGCGUCGCUUACCGUCUUCUUGGGCGCCAAUCCACGCUCCACCACCGUUUCAGUUUGGGCUAACUCCGGUUGGCAACAACAUGAGUAAUAGUCUUCCUUGUCUAUUCCCUCCCUAUAUAAUGUGGACCUACAUUCCCUGGCCUUUGCCCAUCCACCCCGUUUCAUCCCUCUGUUCAUUCUACCAUGAACGUCAUCGACCUCCUCCCAUCCCCGCACUACUACUUCCAUUCUGCUCUCUCGUUGGUGCAGAGCGCGCUAUCCAGCACUCGCAGGGAAAAAGUUUUGCCCUCGCGAGUCGACUACGACAUCGACGAAGACACCGGCUUCCUUCCCCCGUCUCCUCCUCCGCGUCUAGCCGGUGCCUAUGCAUUGUGGGAACACGCGUUGACCGAAGCAGCGACGGAAGUCUAUCUGUGGGACGAUCAGUCUGAAGACGCGUCGGAAGGGCGCGUCUCAUCGGACGCGUGGCGGACGAGGAUUCUCUCUUGGCCUGUGGUUGACACAGAGGCGUUGCACGGAAACAUUCGUCGUCUCCAGCGGGCCCAUGUGGUACUCGCUUAUCUGACGCACUAUUAUAUCCACUCUGCCCCUCCAACCCGCUCCGAUCUCCCGUUUCUGGUUCCCAAGGCCCUUGCCGUCCCAUUCGUCACUGUUUCGCGCCAACUCGGCAUCGCCCCGGUUCUUACCUUCGCGGAUACCGUGCUGUGGAAUUACGAAUUGAUUGACGCAGCCAAACCCUUGUCGGCUAUCAACAUCCAGUACACCAACGUCUUCUCGAGAACGGAAGACGAGUCCCAUUUUUAUCUCACGUCUGCGCUUGUUGAGCUUCGGGGGAUCGAGCUUCUGAAGAUCAUUGACGAUUACCAUUCUCUGCCCGAUUUGGAGGACCUCGCUGCUAUUUCCAAACUCUCCCGGGACCUUACGCGGCUGGUUGGCAUUGUUGCAGAUAUCAGCGACAUCAUUCAAAGUGUUCGUGACACUGUGGAUCCGCACGUCUUCUACCAUGCGAUCAGGCCUUGGUUUUCGGGCAGCGAUGCCAAGGGCCCAUCGUCCCCCGGCUGGAUCUACGAGGGUGUCCCUAAUUCGGAACAGCUGGAUCUCAGCGGGCCAUCGGGAGGACAGAGCAGCGUCAUGCACGCUCUCGAUCUGUUCUUUGAUGUGGACCACAAGCUCAAGUCGCGGCGCUUUCCUGUGCCUUCUGCCGAGAAUCACCGGACUGACACUGGUUUCAUGGAGCGCAUGCGACGGUACAUGCCUGGCAAGCACCGCGAUUAUCUCCAUUCCCUUGCCAACAGCCCGCUAUCCAUCCGGGAGCUGGCUGAGAGGACACCGGCCCUGCGAGAGCCAUACGACAAUGCUGUCAUGGCCCUCAAGAAACUGCGUGACCUUCACAUGCGCAUCGCCUGUCUCUACAUCGUCACCAUGUCACGCUCAAGCCCGCACCCGUCGGCUGCGUGUCCUGUCGCAGCGAUGAUGGACAGAGUGCAAAAAAGUCGGGGCACCGGCGGCAACGAGUUGGCGCUGCUCCUCAAGGCCAGUCGCGACGCGACGCGCCGCACGUUGCUGAGAAGACAUAGAUGCGACUAAUACGGAUUACACUAUGGUAAUGGCUCAUUCUAAAUCAUACGCUAGCAUAGUACAAUAUUGUAUACCGAUCCAACUGCAAAAUCCAUACGACCACACUUGUGUUCGCA
Messenger RNA from Mycena citricolor, 3854 nucleotides. Lineage: Eukaryota; Fungi; Basidiomycota; Agaricomycetes; Agaricales; Mycenaceae. The record is from the annotation of a GenBank genome assembly.